AUGACUCCGGUGGCAAGGGAUGAGUCGGUCGAGGUCAAUACUGCGGGGCAUUUGGAGGAGGUUUCCACAGAGUUACACGAGACGAUUCCCAUGCUCGAGGAUCAUGCCCUGGAGCCUGUGGCUGUGCUGACCGAGGAAGACUUCCCUCACGUUGGAGAGUCUUCAUCUCUUGUUCCCAACGAGAUUAUCAUAAAUCCAUCGACGAAGGAUGGAAAAAGCUUAGCCAUGGUUCCUCAUGAAGGAGCCUCUCCACAAUUCCUUAAUCAUGUAUGA
This is a messenger RNA of Prunus armeniaca (apricot), 273 nucleotides long. NCBI's taxonomy places the organism in Eukaryota, Viridiplantae, Streptophyta, Magnoliopsida, Rosales, Rosaceae. The record is from the annotation of a GenBank genome assembly.